AUGGAAUCGCUUGCCAAGUUCGGAAUAUCGCAGUAUACAACCAGAAGGCCAUUGAAAAGAAUUAAUGGGGUUAUUAAAUAUCUCUCUAGUGACUUUCAGGUUAACGAAAUAGAUUUAUCUGGAAACGUGCUAACAAGUGAGGAUUUUAUUGAUAUUGAUAAAAUCGAACAGAGUAUAAAUAGGGCAAAAUCGUAUAUUCUAGGUCACGAUGUAUUUAAGUCGACCGAUUGGAUUAACAAUAUUUUGGAAUCGGGUAUAUUUACCGUAAAUGAUCAAGAAGCAAUAAUUAAAUUGAUUCAGCAAUUAUCCGACAUAUUUAAUAAUAGGAAUGGUGUAGAAUUGACACAAUUCCCCUGCGCCAUACUGAAAGGUGAUGAAAAUAUUCUCAAUAUGAAGAGUUACCGAAAGGAUAUUCAUGAUUUUGUUCGCAAAAAAUUCCCCUUCCUCAAUUCAACUGCCGUAACUAGUGAAAUUGCUCGUCAAUUUCAACAUUUAUCCAAUAAUCAAAGUUUUGAUGUAGAUGUUGAUGAAGAAAAUGGCAAUUUAGCAAUAAAAUAUUUAUUAUUGUUCCCACAUAAAAUGUGUUUGGAUAGCUUAAACUUAAAAAUGUCGUCGGAAAUACAACAACUAAAUGCAGAACUUCCAUUUUCCAACGAACGAAAGGAAUGUUUGAUACUAGGUGAAAUGGCGACGGGGGUUGAAGUUGAAAAUGUAGAACUAGUAAAGGAUAAGUGUUCGAAGAAACCCUAUUAUAUAACAUUUAAUCUUUCAAAGAUAAAUAAAGAUACAAGUGAAGUUGUUGAAAUGCUUUGUAAAUGUCUAAAAAAAUCUAGUAAAGAAGUUUCAUUUGCGGGAACAAAAGAUAAGCGUGCCAUCACUGUGCAACAAUUUUGUAUCAAACAAACAAGACUGGAACAGCUACUAUUGUGUAUGACUUAUAAGGGUUGGGAUAAAAACGUGUUUCUAUCCAAAUUUAAAUAUACAAGAGAAAAGGUUGGUAUUGGGGAUUUGUUUGGUAACGAAUUUAAAAUCGCAAUAAGAGGAAUUCAUACUUCCGACAUUGGCCACUUUGUGGAAUGCUUUGACAAUUUGAAUGAAAAUGGAUUUAUUAAUUAUUUUGGGAUGCAAAGAUUUGGUACUUUCAAAGUCAAAACGCACAUGAUAGGGGCCGCAAUUUUAGCUUGUGAAUAUGAACAGGCAAUAAGACUCAUUUUAGGUGAUGUAAAUCUGGCUCAAAAGUUUCCAUCUUUCAUACAUCACGGCCUAGAUCUAGACAUUGAAUAUUUGAAAAACGGUGAUAUUGAUAAAACAAUAAAAACGCUACCGCAUCACAUGUACAUUGAAAAGAAUAUAUUAAUGAAUCUGAAACGUAAUUGUACAUUUAAACAGUGUCUGGAAAGGAUGCCAAGGAAUACUUUAACAAUGUACAUCCACGCUGCACAGAGUCUAAUAUUCAAUUUCAUCGCAUCUAAAAGGAUUGAAAUGGGAUAUAAACCAAUGAUUGGUGAUUUAGUUCUGCAGCCAAAUUCCACUGACGAGGUGAAAGUGUUGGAAAGUGAAGAAGAGUGUAGUAUGUAUAGGAUUACCGAUAUUGUCAUACCACUGCCCGGGGAUUCAGUGACAUAUCCACCAAAUCUGAAUAAUGAUUAUGAAAAGAUUUCUUUGGAACAGUUAGGUACCAAUUUUAAUACCACCGCGCCAAUGUUUCAGAUGAGAGGAUCCUACAGGCACUUAAUUGUCAAACCAAUUGGUUUAGAAUAUUACAUUACAGAUAAACUGAAUGCGCAUGAUCAGAUAAUCUUAGACUCUGAAAUAGACCGUCAUUCUAUCAAACGCAAGAGGACUCACAGGGCGUUAGUAGAUAACCAGGAUCUGGAAGGCAAAGUUGCCAUUGUCUUAUCUUGUAGAUUGCGAAAAUCAUCAUACAUGACUAUGGCUCUAAGGGAAAUAUUUGAGUUGAAUUCUUGA
This is a messenger RNA of Babesia microti strain RI, 1968 nucleotides long. RefSeq names its product Multisubstrate pseudouridine synthase 7. Gene Ontology annotation, molecular function: RNA binding; pseudouridine synthase activity. Gene Ontology annotation, cellular component: nucleus. The record is from RefSeq and is a predicted model, not a curated record. Gene Ontology annotation, biological process: pseudouridine synthesis. Lineage: Eukaryota; Apicomplexa; Aconoidasida; Piroplasmida; Babesiidae. The coding region runs from base 1 to 1968 and encodes 655 amino acids. The transcript has a single exon.